AUGCAUUCAUCCAACCGCACAAAUAAAAGCUCCAACAGGAAAUUUCAACAAAUUAAUAGCAAAGUCCCUGAGGAUAUUGAGAAGGUAUAUGCAAAUGUUACCAAUCCAAAGUCAAAAUUCAAAAACAUUAUCCUCGGCAAAAGUAAUAAAUCAACUCCGCCCAACGACAUCCGAAAAUUUCUCCAAGCAAAUAAUCAAAAAUCUUCAGCUCGCUACCAUGAAACUCGGAAAAUUCCUCAUUUGUUGCAAUCCUCAACUCCAAUUUCACAGAACCGGCCAGUGUCCGACGGUAUAUCGGAUGCUUUAAAAGAUAAAGAAAAUGAAAUAGUCAUCUUAACAAGAGAAUACGAUGAACUAACAACCUCUGACCAACUUGAUUUCACGUUAAUAUUCAAAAAAACGAAGGACUUGAUAAAUGCUAUGAAUGAUCGCCACAACGUUUUCGUUAAUCAUUUCUCAUCCACCCAAAUAAAACACACUGACUUCGUUACAUCAGAAAUUAAUUCACUGAGAGAUGAGAUCGAUCGAGUCAAAUCUAAUCAUCAGGAUCAGCUCGAAGAACUGCAAAUUGUCGACAGUUGUCGUACGGACCUGAAAAAACUCUGGAUUCGAUUUAAAUUUCGAGGAGAAGCUCAAGAUAUCCGUAGCAGAGGGAAUUACCCAACUGAAAUAAAAAAAAUCCUUGAUAGAAUGGGGAUAAAUUUUAAUCUCGGAAUACUUCCCUUACAAACGGCAUUCUUCCAAGACAGAAAAUUCGGCGGCAACGAAUUUCCAGAAAUCGCACUCUGCUGUAAUUUCGUUAAUUCCACAAUAGCACGGCGGGUCAAAGUUGAUAUUGCUAGAUUUAAUAAAAGUUUAGAAGAAAACGGUCAACAAGAUAUGAUCCGGUAUUUCACAACAGUAAGCUGGUCAGAUAAUGUUUGGAAUGUCCUGAGAAUAUGUUUUGAACUUAAGGAUAAUAGCUUCGUUAAAAAUGCAUUCGUCACCGACGAAGGGAUAAAAGUUCAAUAUGAAAUGGAAUGUGAACCUAUAGAUCCUAACGAAACAGUCGUAGAUCCGGAUGCAAAGAAACUCGUUACAGUUAAAGUCAAUAAUAUGCUAGCACUUGACGUUCUCCGUAAAACCAUUCUCGACUUUAACUGGCAAUUACCUGCAGCUCAAGUUUAUAGCACAGAAUACUUCAAGACACCUAUAAACCAAAGAAAAGAGUUACGUUUAAUUACAAAUCAGGAACAACUAGAGUUUAAUGAGAGUCAUAUGCAGAUUGAACCGUCGAUCGACGACUGA
Messenger RNA from Chironomus riparius, 1287 nucleotides. The record is from the annotation of a GenBank genome assembly. NCBI's taxonomy places the organism in Eukaryota, Metazoa, Arthropoda, Insecta, Diptera, Chironomidae.